AUGGAUAAAGAUGAAUUGGAUGUCAACAACGCGAGGAUUCAAGAACAGAUAGUGUCAUCACGAAAUAAAGAAGUUACGUUUGGAGAGGAUGAGGUAUUGAGAAGUUUCGGUAGCACGCGACGAGUUAUCACAAAAGAAGCUUUGUCUAUAGGAACGGAACUUUCAUGGAUGCGCCCAUGGUUCUUCGAGUUAAAUGAUGAAAAAAGGUUCAUGACGAAGCCCUUCUUUGCAUUCCAUUAUUUAAUCCGAGUCAUAAAUCUUAAUAAUCGA
Acaulospora morrowiae is the source of this 270-nucleotide messenger RNA. The record is from the annotation of a GenBank genome assembly. Lineage: Eukaryota; Fungi; Glomeromycota; Glomeromycetes; Diversisporales; Acaulosporaceae.